GAGGGGUGACGUCACAGCCCGACGCGCCACCCGGCUGUUUUUGUGCUCCCAGCUCUAGCGAAAAGCCACCGGUAUUUCUCCACCUGGCUCUCCUCUACCUCCAGGCAGGCUCACCGAGAUCCCCUCUCCGAACCUCCCCUGCACACUCGGCCCAGCGCUGUUGCCCCCGGAGCGGACGUUUCUGCAGCUAUUCUGAGCACACCUUGACGUCGGCGGAGGGAGCGGGACAGGGUCAGCGGCGAAGGAGGCAGGGCCCGCGCGGGGAUCUCGGAAGUCCUGCGGUGCAUCAUGAAAUUCCAGUACAAGGAGGACCAUCCCUUUGAGUAUCGGAAAAAGGAAGGAGAAAAGAUCCGGAAGAAAUAUCCGGACAGGGUCCCGGUGAUUGUAGAGAAGGCUCCAAAAGCCAGGGUGCCUGAUCUGGACAAGAGGAAGUACCUAGUGCCCUCUGACCUUACUGUUGGCCAGUUCUACUUCUUAAUCCGGAAGAGAAUCCACCUGAGACCUGAGGACGCCUUAUUCUUCUUUGUCAACAACACCAUCCCUCCCACCAGUGCUACCAUGGGCCAACUGUAUGAGGACAAUCAUGAGGAAGACUAUUUUCUGUAUGUGGCCUACAGUGAUGAGAGUGUCUAUGGGAAAUGAGUGGUUGGAAGCCCAGCAGAUGGGAGCACCUGGACUUGGGGGUAGGGGAGGGGUGUGUGUGCGACUUGGGGAAAGAGGGUGGCUCCCACCGCAAGGAGACAGAAGGUGAAGACAUCUAGAAACAUUACACUGCACACACCGUCAUCACAUUUUCACAUGCUCAAUUGAUACUUUUUGCUGCUUCCUCAGCCCAGGGAGAAAGCAUGUCAGGACAGAGCUGUUGGAUUGGCUUUGAUAGAGGAAUGGGGAUGAUGUCAUUUUACAGCAUUCCUGAGAUUUAAUUUUUGUGCAGUUUCAUAGAAGGGUCAGGAGGUGGACAAAUUGGGGCCAGAGAUGAUGGCAGUCCAGCAGCAACUCCCUGUGCUCCCUUCUCUUUGGGCAGAGAUUCUAUUUUUGACAUUUGCACAAGACAGGUAGGGAAAGGGGACUUGUGGUAGUGGACCAUACCUGGGGACCAAAAGAGACCCGCUGUAAUUGAUGCAUUGUGGCCCCUGAUCUUCCCUGUCUCACACUUCUUUUCUCCCAUCCUGGUUGCAAUCUCACUCAAACAUCACAGUACCACCCCAGGGGUGGCAGUAGACAACAACCCAGAAAUUUAGACAGGGAUCUCUUACCUUUGGAAAGUAGGGGUUGGGCAUGAAGGUGGUUAUGAUUAAGAAGAUCGUUUUGUUAUUAAAUAGCAUUAAACUGGAAUUGACAAGAGUGUUGAGCAUCUCUGUCUAACCUGCUCUUUCUCUUCGGUGCCCCUUAUCUCACCCCUUCCUUGGAAUUUAGUAAGUCUCAGGCAUUUCCAAUUGUAGACUAAAACCACUCUUAGCAUCUCCUCUAGUAUUUUCCAUGUAUCAGGACAGAGAUAUCUUAUGCAGGGAGGGGGCAAGUAUGAAGUAAGGUAAUUAUAUACUACUCACAUUCAGGAUUCUUGCUCCCAUGCUGCUGUCCCUUCAGGUUCACAUGCACAGGAAUGCUAUAUGAUGGCCAGCUGCUUCCCUCCUUGGUUAUCAUCCACUGCAGCUGCUAGUUAGAAAGGUUUGGAGGGAUGACUUUUAGUAAAUCAUGGGGAUUUUACUGAUUUAUUUUCACUUGGGGUUUUGUGGGGUGGGAGUGGGGAGCAGGAAUUGCACUCAGACAUGACAUUUCAAUUCAUCUCUGCUAAUGAAAAGGGUCCUUCCUCUUGGGGGAAAUCUGUGUGUCAGUUCUGUCAGCUGCAAGUUCUUGUAUAAUGAAGUCAAUGCCAUCAGGCCAAGGAAAUAAAAUAAUUGCGUACCUUAAAAAUCCA
Molecule: messenger RNA, 1918 nt
Organism: Nomascus leucogenys (northern white-cheeked gibbon)
Lineage: Eukaryota; Metazoa; Chordata; Mammalia; Primates; Hylobatidae
Gene: GABARAPL1
Product: GABA type A receptor associated protein like 1
Biological process (GO): macroautophagy; cellular response to nitrogen starvation; autophagosome assembly
Cellular component (GO): autophagosome membrane; cytosol; autophagosome
Molecular function (GO): GABA receptor binding; ubiquitin protein ligase binding
Source: RefSeq, a predicted model, not a curated record